AUGCAAACGUCGCGUGCCGAUGCAAGCGACAAGACCAAGCGUAGAAUUAGAAUCGUAGUUUCCGACAACAACUUAGCACAAGCCUCCCCCUCAGCACCGCCACCGCCACCGCCGUCAACAGCAACAGCAACAACAGCCAGCACACAUCACACACAUUUACACCAUUCGCCGAGCCACGAAACGAAACGCCUGAACAUCGAGUAUAACGAUGCCGAUGGCGGACUCAUUUGGGACAAGGACAAAGAUGUGCUCAUACUUUCGGGACGCAAUAAGAACGACAAGAACUGGGAGAACUGGGAGCGCAUACGCGAACAGAAGCUGGAGAAGAUGAAGAACAUCUGCUUCGAAAGCUAUCGCCAGUCGAAACGCGACAAGCUGCUCCUCUCGAAACCGCGACCCAAGCAACUCGACUCCACCUGGUACACGGAUAACAUUUACUCGAAUCGCUCCGACGAUCUCGAUGAGGAUUAUGUGCCCGAUUGCCUCAAGUACGGCAGCUACAGCAAUCGCAUUCUACGCGACAUUCACGAACAGGACGAAAAGUAUGCCGACGAUGCGUUGCCGAUGCGCGAACGUCGAGGCGAGGGCGAAGGCUCGCCGGGCUAUGGACUGCAGCGCUCGAAGAGCUGCAAGGAGUUUCAGUAUCCCAAGUCGCAGAGCUGCUGCUUCGAGGGCAACGUGUUUGAGGCGGGCGGCAGUGGAGGAACGGGAGCGGGCGCAGGGACAACCACCGCCACCACAUCCAUACUGAAGAAUCGAGCUGGUGUGCCGAAGUCUUACUCGUUCAGCGCCUCCACCAAGACGAUGCCCUUCGACAUUAUCGACUACGAGCUGCCGCCUGCCUCGAAUACGCGGAGAGAGAAACGCGAGGCCUACAGACGCAGCAUGAACAUGCUGUAUAGCAAUAGUUUGGAUGAACGCACUCUAGCUCACAGCUGCUGUGCACGGGAUCAGUGCACGAGUGCCAAGUGCCUGCUGGACGACAUCUAUGCGGGGGGAACGCGACGGGGUGGCUAUGGCGGUGCCGCUGCCAGCGGUGGCAGCAACAGGAAUCUGAAUUUGAAUAUGAAUAUGAAUCUGAAUCGCAAUCUGCCGCUGCGUUCGCCUGCGGAUUGGCUGUUCGAUGAGCGCAGCGCAGAUCGGGCCGAUCAUCGUGGACGUGGCGGCGUUGCCCAUGGCCACGGCCACGGCCAGCUGCCGCCCACGGUGAUCUGCUGCUGUGCGACGGAUGACUAUUGCUGCCAUCGCCAGCCACAGCACCGGGCCACAGCAACCGCAGCCCGGCCAAGUCGUGCUGCUCAGCAUUGUCCUGGCCAUCACCCUGCUGCCGAGGAGGAGGAGCACAUGCAUUGCCGCUACGACACCGAUCUGGAGCAGUUCAUACGCGCCGAACGGGAUCGUCUGCUGCUGCAGGACAAGUUCCUCGACGAGGACGAACGCUAUUUGGCCCAGGGACACAGCUAUGCGCCAAGUCACGGCUAUGCACAGCGUCCGACGCGUAGUAAAUCGUUGCUGGAGGUGCAGCCACCGAAUCUGUUUGACGAUGACCUGCUCGGAUACGACGGAAAUUGAUUUGGAGGAUUUUAA
Messenger RNA from Drosophila nasuta, 1587 nucleotides. RefSeq lists its product as uncharacterized. The record is from RefSeq and is a predicted model, not a curated record. NCBI's taxonomy places the organism in Eukaryota, Metazoa, Arthropoda, Insecta, Diptera, Drosophilidae.